CCGCCGGGUUGCCACUGACGACGACCAGACGAAGACCAUAAUUCGGCGAAGUGGACGACGGCGAUGGGGAAGUCGUACCCGGCGGUGGGCGAGGAGUACCAGAAGGCGGUGGAGAAGGCCAGGAGGAAGCUCCGUGGCCUCAUCGCCGAGAAGAACUGCGCCCCUAUCAUGCUCCGCCUUGCUUGGCACUCGGCGGGGACGUACGACGUGAGCACGAAAACGGGAGGCCCGUUCGGGACGAUAAGGUUCUCGGCGGAGCUCGCUCACGGCGCCAACAACGGCCUCGACAUCGCCCUCCGGCUCCUGGAGCCAAUCAAGGAGCAGUUCCCCACUCUCUCCUUCGCUGACUUCUACCAGCUCGCCGGAGUCGUCGCCGUCGAAGUCACCGGAGGGCCGGAGAUCCCUUUCCAUCCCGGCAGAGAGGACAAGACCCAACCUCCUGAGGAAGGCCGCCUGCCUGAUGCCACAAAAGGUUCGGACCACCUCAGGGAUGUGUUUGGCCACAUGGGUCUCAGCGAUCAGGAUAUCGUUGCACUCUCUGGUGGCCACACGCUGGGGAGAUGCCACAAGGAGCGCUCCGGGUUCGAGGGAGCUUGGACUUCCAAUCCUCUUAUUUUCGACAACUCCUAUUUCAAGGAGCUCCUGAGCGGCGAGAAAGACGACGUCAUCCAGCUCCCGUCCGAUAAGGCUCUCCUCACCGAUCCUGUUUUCCGUCCCCUCGUCGAGAAAUACGCUGCCGAUGAGGAUGCCUUCUUUGCUGACUAUGCUGAAGCACACCUGAAGCUCUCCGAACUAGGAUUUGCGGAGGACUAGAUCGUUCGUCCAUACAUGAAGUCACUUCAGUAAGCAUAUUUCCAAUAAACCUUUCCGAGUGUUAAUGCAUGGAUGUCUGGACACAUCGAAUGUUUCAUAUGUUUCUGCUCUCCGUUUUCCCUUUAUGAAUUUCACAUGAAAAUUCUGAUUCU
Messenger RNA from Musa acuminata AAA Group (dessert banana), 965 nucleotides. RefSeq names its product L-ascorbate peroxidase, cytosolic. Lineage: Eukaryota; Viridiplantae; Streptophyta; Magnoliopsida; Zingiberales; Musaceae. Bases 64 to 813 code for a protein of 249 amino acids. The transcript has 9 exons. The record is from RefSeq and is a predicted model, not a curated record. Gene Ontology annotation, biological process: cellular response to oxidative stress; response to reactive oxygen species; hydrogen peroxide catabolic process. Gene Ontology annotation, cellular component: chloroplast. Gene Ontology annotation, molecular function: heme binding; peroxidase activity.